Molecule: messenger RNA, 468 nt
Organism: Thrips palmi
Lineage: Eukaryota; Metazoa; Arthropoda; Insecta; Thysanoptera; Thripidae
Product: probable cytochrome P450 4aa1
Exons: 1
Coding region: 1-468 (155 amino acids)
Molecular function (GO): monooxygenase activity; oxidoreductase activity, acting on paired donors, with incorporation or reduction of molecular oxygen; iron ion binding
Source: RefSeq, a predicted model, not a curated record
AUGGCCCUGGUCGUGGUCGCCCUCCUGGUGGCGGUGCUGGUGCUGGCCGUGCAGCGGCUGCUGCGCGCCUACACGCGCUUCCGCAAGAUGGAGUUGGCCAUCCCCGGGCCGCCGUCACUGCCCGUCCUGGGCAACGCCCUGGACUUCCUCAACGUGACCGAGGAGAACGUGUGGCCCAUCCUGAGGAGGCUGUGGGGCCACCGCUACGAGCUGUCGCGCUUCUCGAUGCUCGGCCGCCUCGUCGUCAUCGUCAGCGACGCGGACCACAUCGAGAAGUUGAUGAAGCGGCGUGACUUGCAGGACAAGUCGCGCUUUUCUUACGAGUUUAUCGAGUACUUCUCGCGCCGCGGCCUGGUCACCCUGAACGGCGCGGAGUGGCGCAGCCACCGCCGUGCCCUGCAGCCCGCCUUCCACCAGGACGUCCUCGACAGGUGGGUGCACGCAGGCAGCGGGUGGAAACUCCCUUAG